This is a messenger RNA of Peronospora matthiolae, 396 nucleotides long. The record is from the annotation of a GenBank genome assembly. Lineage: Eukaryota; Oomycota; Peronosporomycetes; Peronosporales; Peronosporaceae.
AUGGUCCUCCUGCCUUCGAUCGUCCCCCGUAUCCAGCAAAAGGUCUUGGAGCACCAGCUCGUGGCCAACAGCCCGAAGCUCACGGCCAUGCUGGGACAUCCCGCCGGUCCCUUUACCGUGCACUUUUGGGCGCCUACCAUCAAGUGGGCCAUCUCCCUCGCCAAUGUCGCAGAUAUGCGGCGCUCGCCCGAAACCAUCUCAGUGGCUCAGCAGACGGCAGUCACGUGCACGGGCGUCAUCUGGUCGCGUUAUAGCACCGUCAUUACGCCCCAAAACUGGAACUUGUUUGCCGUCAACGUCUUUAUGGCUGGGACGGGGCUCGUGCAGUUCUACCGCAAGUUCACGUACGACCCGACGCAGACGGAGAUGAGCUCAGCUGUCGCUAAGACCAGUUGA